GUCCAAGGGGGACGUUGGGACCAUGCCCUGCAGAAAACAUUGCAUCCAACGGGCAAUUAAGAUCAGGCCCCCAAAAGUAGCAUAGCGGGAGCCCCCACCGUGCGGACGAGAAGCAGAGCGACGCAAUUAUUGGGCGAGAGGACUCCAAGCUCUCUGCCCCAUGGCUCUCUCCUCCUCCUUCUCCUUCUCCCCCACCUCUCCCUCCUCUCACCGCGGCUCUUGCCCCCUUCCCUCUCCUCGCUUCACUACUAGUACUAUUACUCGCCACUUCGCCGGCUUCCACCGCCCUCGGCCUCCUCUUCUCUCCACCAGCGCAGUCGCUUCUCUCCGCGAUCUCUCGAAUCCUUUCUCCGCUUCACUCGCCGUUUCUCGCGGCAAACCCCGUACUGGCGGAAGCCAUACACGUUUCUCUAUCAAGGCAUGUUCUCAAGCGAGUGCUGCUGGGUCUAGUCCAUUGUCAGAAAAAAUUUCAGAAUUGAGAGAUUCAUGUUGGAGGUUUUUGAGGCCUCAUACCAUCCGUGGGACGACUUUGGGUUCCAUAGCUUUGGUUGCAAGAGCUCUGAUAGAGAACCGGGAGCUGAUAAAUUGGUGGUUGACAUUCAAAGCAUUCUAUGGACUUGUAGCGCUUAUCUGUGGCAAUGGUUAUAUAGUUGGAAUCAAUCAGAUUUAUGAUAUUGGAAUAGACAAGGUGAACAAGCCAUAUUUGCCUAUAGCUGCGGGGGACCUCUCAGUGCAGUCAGCAUGGAUUUUGGUGUUAUUUUUUGCGGCUGUUGGCCUUCUGAUUGUCGGAUGGAACUUUGGGCCAUUCAUUUCUUCUCUCUACUGUCUGGGACUUUUCCUUGGCACUAUAUAUUCUGUUCCUCCAUUUAGAUUAAAGAGAUAUCCUGUUGUCGCAUUUCUUAUUAUUGCCAUGGUACGUGGUUUUCUUCUGAAUUUUGGUGUAUAUUAUGCUACUAGAGCUGCAUUGGGUCUUACAUUCAGAUGGAGCUCACCUGUUGCUUUCAUCACAACCUUUGUGACGGUAUUUGCUUUGGUUAUUGCUAUAACCAAAGAUCUUCCAGAUGUAGAGGGCGACCGCAAGUUUAAAAUAUCAACCUUGGCAACAAGGCUUGGAGUCAGAAAUAUUGCAUUUCUUGGUUCUGGGCUUUUGCUGGCAAAUUAUCUGGGUGCUAUUCUUGUAGCAAUUUAUAUGCCUCAGGAUUUCAGACGCAGCAUAAUGGUGCCUGCACACGCUAUCUUUGCAUUAUGGCUGAUUUUCCAGGCAUGGGUUCUGGAACAAGCAAAGUAUACAAAGGAAGCAAUUUCGCAAUUCUAUCGGUUUAUUUGGUACCUCUUCUAUGCUGAAUACACCAUAUUUCCACUUAUAUAGCUUGAGAUCAAUCCACAUGUAGUACAAAGUGCAGUCAAAAACUGAGGACCCAAGAUCAUCGGUGUAAAAUGAUCUAUAAUGAGCAUGGUUUGCUGCUAGGAAUGGACUCAACGAUAGCGGAGGAUCUUGUCAAGACAUACUUGAACCUAAUCACUACUCAUUUUUACUUGUUUUGUACCUGCUACUUAUGGCUAUCAAGGAAGAGUCAAGUAGUUUCAAGAAGUGCCAUGCAUUAGACAGGCUUAACCAUUGCUUGGAAGGUGUUGAUGCCCAAAGAAUGUUACUAUUUUCCUGAUUAAGAACCCCAUAGUGUGUUAUCUGCUAAUUUCUCUCGGCAUAUAUCGGUGUUAAUCACUUUGCAAUGUUAAAAUGCUUGCUACCUUGAUCAA
Elaeis guineensis (African oil palm) is the source of this 1758-nucleotide messenger RNA. RefSeq names its product probable homogentisate phytyltransferase 2, chloroplastic. Gene Ontology annotation, cellular component: membrane. Lineage: Eukaryota; Viridiplantae; Streptophyta; Magnoliopsida; Arecales; Arecaceae. The record is from RefSeq and is a predicted model, not a curated record. Gene Ontology annotation, molecular function: prenyltransferase activity.